This is a messenger RNA of Diospyros lotus (date-plum), 2379 nucleotides long. RefSeq lists its product as uncharacterized. Gene Ontology annotation, biological process: carbohydrate transport. Lineage: Eukaryota; Viridiplantae; Streptophyta; Magnoliopsida; Ericales; Ebenaceae. The record is from RefSeq and is a predicted model, not a curated record. Gene Ontology annotation, cellular component: membrane. Gene Ontology annotation, molecular function: symporter activity. The coding region runs from base 603 to 2048 and encodes 481 amino acids. The transcript is spliced from 14 exons.
AUUACGAUUUUUUUGCUAAUAUUUUUCAACACGCGUGUACAGAGGGGUGGUCUUUGCGUUGUUCUUGUGAUGUUUCUGGGCAAGGACUACUCAUUUCUGUAACCGAAAGAUGUUUCUCCGUUAGUUCGCUUCAUGCUUUUCCCCUUUUCUUCUGGGUAUUUAAUUGAAAGGAGUAUGCGUUUUCACUGUUUUGUGGGUGGUCCGGAGUUGUAUAUUUUCUCGGGUUAUGAUCAACGAGUUGUUUCUGAACCAGAAGGUAAAAAUCAAUUAAUUGUUUGGUAUUCAGAAUAGGAAAGAAAGAAAAAUGAAGAAGUGACGAUUUGCCUGGGUUAAACGUGAAAUUUUGGGCUUAUCAAUGGAUGUAUUGUUGUUUCUGAUCAAAGCUUUGGGUGGUUGGAUCCAGCAACUUGGUUUCAUUUGGAGACUGUUUGUCUGAUUGCUGGUGAAGGCUUUUACUAGUUCAUCGGUUUUAUGUACGUCUGCUGCUGCUGCUGCUGCUGUUGUUGUGUUGUGGGGUGCUAGAUGUUGUAGAGGUUUCUUAUCUUGCAGACAUGCAGAUUUUUGUUGAUUGGAGGAAUUAGGAAGUAGCUUGAUGCAACAGAAUGACUAAUGAUAUGGAAGAUGAGGUAUUAUGUACCAAGCCCCUUGGGAGGUGGUCCGUCCUUUGUUAUGGCGUAGGGCAUAUGCUUAAUGACAUUACAUCUUCCUGCUGGUUCACUUAUCUCUUAGUGUUCUUAACAGAUAUUGGGUUGUCUCCAAGGGAUUCUGCUGCUGUCAUGCUUUCUGGUCAGAUAGCUGAUGGAUUUGUAACCAUAUUUGCUGGUGAACUGAUAGACCGGUUUGGACAUUUCAAAAUAUGGCAUGGCGCAGGAUCUGUUUUAGUCGCUGUUUCAUUUUCUUCUGUUUUUGGGCGUUGCCUGCCUUGCAAAAUCUUUGGUACCAAUACAGCUGCCCUGCAAACUAUUGGAUACAGCACAUUUGCGGCAAUCUUUAAUGUGGGCUGGGCUGCUGCUCAAGUUUCGCACAUGUCUAUGGUGAAUUGCAUCACACUCAAUUCAACAAGUAGAGUGGUCUUGGCUAGCUGUCGCAAUGCUUUUACCAUGGUUGCGAACCUCAGCCUGUAUGCAAUUGCUUUACUAGUCUUCAGUGUCAGUGCAUCAAAUACUGUUGUAGCUGUUGAAAACCAGUAUCGCUGGAUAGCAUAUUCAUCAAUUUUUAUAGGUUGCUGCUUCGUGGCUAUAUUUUAUCUGGGAACCAAAGAGCCAAGAUUGAAGCGGGGUGUCCAAGGAAUAAGCCAUGCAAGGAUAUCUUGGAUUUACUGGUUUAAGAAAGUGCUUUAUUACCAAGUUGCUAUUGUUUAUGUUCUCACCAGAUUAAUUGCUAAUGUUUCACAGGCAUUUCUGGCAUUCUAUGUCAUUAAUGAUCUGCAAAUGGCUAAAUCAUCUAAAGCUUUGGUUCCAGCAAUCAUUUAUAUAUGCAGCUUCAUUGUCUCCGUCCUGCUACAGGAGAUCACGUGGACUGGGCAACGCUUGAAAUGGUUUUAUUCCACUGGAGGCAUUCUUUGGAUCUUUUGUGGUGCUGGGAUCCUUUUUUUACCAAGGAGCAUGAAUGCUGCUAUGUACCUUCUGGCAGUACUGAUUGGUGUAGCUAAUGCUUUAAUCAUGGUGACCGCUGUAAGCAUGCAAAGUUUUCUUGUUGGUGUAGAUCUCAGAGGAUGUGCUUUUGUGUAUGGAUCUCUGAGCUUCUUGGACAAAAUCUCAUGCGGAGUUGCCUUAUAUAUUCUUCAAUCAUAUCAAAGGCUUGAAGUUUCUCCUCCUGAAAACCCAGUGAUGUUUUCUAUGGUUUCUGACUUGACAUCAUCGUCCUCUUCUGUAGAUAUCUCUCCAAACUUGCAGGGAUGUGGUUCAGUCAUUUCGUGUUUUUCAGUUACAAGAAAUGGCCUGGGCCUCGUGCCUGCCAUUUGUGCACUUGUUGGGGUGGUAGUAACGUCGACAAUGAAACUUCAAACCACAACCCCACAGCCCUUGGUGCAGCCCCUAUUGGCAUAGUCUUACACUGAAAUUUUUUUCCUUGGAAUAGUUGUUGAUACAUUGGAACAGAGGUUAUCUGAGAGAUUAUAUACUGUUAAGAGAAGAUGAACUACAGCCAGCCAAAUGAAGUUUCAUGUCUUCUCUUCUUCAUCAUAGUUUCAUUUUUCUUCUCCUUUCCUUCACUCUCUUUUUAUUCCUUAUAAUUUUUAGUUUAAAAUUCACAUUCUUCACUGUGUAAUAUCAUUUACAGCAUUAUGUCAUCUGCUUGUGCUGAUAUAACUUCAGAUAAUCACACUGGGAAUCAGAUUGAAAUUUCUGAGAGUCACAGUGGGUGCCUCUAAUUUUCUCU